UUUAGUCAUUUUCUAUGAAGGAAUCUUUACUUUUACUCAAGUAUGACAAUUGGGUACUUUUUCCACCACUGCCUACAUCAUCAGCAAGCAGCGGUCCUAAGCUGCCAAACCAAGCACUGUGCUGUGAGAGGAAUGCCUGCUGAUUCCCUCCCAUCACAAGGGCCAUGAAAAGGCCUGACGGAUCAGACAGUCAAGAUCGGACACUACUUAAAGUAUGUUUUCUCUCUGCUAGAGCUCUAACGCCACUGAAAACACCUAGCUUCAAAUGGUCUCCUGGUUUAUUAUUGCUCCUGUCACGGUAUUUGUUUGAAUAGUAAUAGUAAAAACAUUAACAGUAAUAAUGUGAAUCAUGUUGAAUCUUGGAUGUGAGGGAGGACAGCCAGCGGAGUGGUUAGGGUCUGGUCUGGGAUUCCCAUCAGGCAGAGAGACUGGCCUGUAACAUGAGCCGCUCCCAGCUGGGCCUUCAAAGCCCAGGCUGCUUGGAGCAGAGCGAGGGGUGCCAAGCAUACUGAGGCGUGUGUUGACAUUUUGGUUUGAAGACAUCAAGCCCCCUACCUCAGCUCUGCAGUACCCAGGCCAGCACCCCCAGUUUGACCUCUCCCCCCCGGCCUCAACCUGUACCUAGAGAGAAGGGGCAGGGGGGAUGAGAGAGAGCAGAUGUUUGUUUUUCUUUGUAUUCAUACAUUACAGAAUUAUUCAAGAGGUUCACUUCAAAGCAUCAAACAUCAGUUAAAGUUCCACUUUGAUGUAUGUUUUCCAAAUUUUGUCAGGGAGAGAGUCCUCUCCUGGGUACUACUUUUCCCCUUUAUCUGUAAAAGUUCCUUUCAAGUUGGGGGAAAUGACCGGUCCUCUUGGCCUACGUUUUAUUUUCUCAUCCAAUAUGUUUGUUAUUUGUUUGUUGUAAAAAAAAAUUUGAUAAGCUAUUUUACCUCUAAAAGUGGCCAAAGACACUAAUUAGAUUUGACAAAAACACCCUUCAGGCACCUUUAAGUCUCAGCCUUGAAAGGCUGUUUUCUGGUAGAGGAAGGAAGAGUUUUUUCCACAUUAGUUAUCAGUGAUGGAUACCAUCCAACCCUUUUAGUACUAGCUGCCUCCGUUUGAUGUUGGUUAUUCAUAGUAUGAUGGGCGCUACAGAUUCUAACAAUGACAGAUCUUCCCCUUUCUUGGCUGCCAUGUCAGUGAAUUUCGUUUAGUUGAUUUAAUUUGCUGUCAUUAAGUUAAUAUUGUCAAUGGCUGGGUCAUUCCAGUACACAGAGAUAUGGAUAACAACAGCAGGAUGUUCAUGUGUUAUCUGGUGGUAGAGCGAGAGGCUCUAUCGCUUCAAUGGUUAUUCGGUAGAUUAUUUGCUGUAGCCUGCAUGUCCCCUUGAUAUCUUCCUCAAACUGAACAUGGUACAGGUCCAAUUUUGAUCUCUGUAUCAUUUUAUAUUACACAAAUGUACAACGUUAUCAGCAGAGGUUUGUUUGAAGAAAACGUUGAUCAAUGUUAUGAUGAGAACUGCAUAACAACAGUUCCCUUCCAGAGCCCAUGCAAGUGUAUUUGUCCGCCCCAGGUAAGUGUGUGGGGGUGUCUUUCUGUGUUUGCUGUGUGAGCGUUGGGGUUAACUGCAGAAAUACAGAUUUUGUGUGUGGUGUGUUUGUAUGUCAGUCAGAAUACAUGGGCUGCUCUCUCUCACCCCAGCUCUCGUGUGUCUGUCUGUGUGCAGUGAUGCUCUUUGCUGUCUUUCUGCACAAGUUUCACAUCGUGCCCCACCGGAGGGGGUUGUUCUGCAAUGACAGCAGCAUCACCCUGUCCCAUAAGAACAGCACGGUGCCCACCACUGCCCUGGUAGCUGUGGGGUUCAUUGUGCCCAUCACCUCCAUCAUCAUUGGGGAGAGCUAUAGGAUCCACUACCUGAACGAGGGCUCCAAGUCCUUCGUAGGGAACCCCUACAUCUCCGCCCUCUACAAGCAGGUGGGUGUGUUCAUCUUCGGCUGUGCAGUCAGCCAAUCGUUCACGGACAUCGCCAAGGUGUCGGUGGGCCGCAUGCGACCCCACUUCCUGGACGUGUGCAAGCCCGAUUGGUCCACCAUCAACUGUUCCCUGGGCUACAUCACAGAUUACCAGUGUCAUGGGCCCGAGAGCAAAGUCCAGGAGGCCAGGAAGUCGUUCUUCUCUGGCCAUGCAUCCUUUUCCAUGUACACCAUGCUGUAUCUGGUGUUCUACCUGCAGUCCAGGUUCACCUGGCGUGGAGCCCGUCUCCUGCGCCCCCUGACCCAGUUCACCCUCAUCAUGAUGUCUUUCUACACCGGCCUGUCCCGCGUGUCUGACCACAAGCAUCACCCCACAGACGUCCUGUCUGGCUUCGCACAGGGAGCCUUGGUGGCCUACUGCAUAGUGUUUUUUGUAUCUGACCUGUUCAAGCCCAGAGGCAGGAGUUCAGCUCUACCAGCGACCCCAGUAAAGAACCCCACCAACCCCAUGACAGACAUCAGAGAGCGGAGCAACCACCUCACCAUGGCAUAGUAGAGACCACUAGAGUCCAGCUACCUACCGCUCUAGGUUUUAAAGAUCACUUACUUCAUCUACUGGUCUAUACUGGAUACGUUCAACAACCAGCUAAAGCAUCAAGACUGAAAACGGACAUGUCUGUAAGGCACAGAGAAAUAAUAAACUGGAAAACAUUGGAGAAAAGAGGAGGGUUGUACACACACACACACACACACACACGUUGUGCCUUUUGAACAGCCAGCAACACCCAUGUUGCUCACCAUCUCAUGUGCCAUGUGAAUGUGGAAGAACGUGGGGAGCACCGCUCUCAAUUUUUAUCCGGAGAACUCCGUUUUUCUAUUGUGUUUUAAUUAGUGAAGGUCUCCAUCCAACCUGCUGCUCUGCAGAUUGACUUAGUCUGGUAACUUCAGGCAACACGGAUUCAGGCUCAUAAUUCUGCCUAUGACAGAAACGCAUGAACAGAAACAAAUUCCUUGAUUACAGGAAGGAUGUUUUUAUUUUAUUUUAUGAAUAACCUUUGUUAUAUAGUCGAGCUAUAGCACUAUAUCCAAACUCGAUAUUUGAUUGUCACCACUUGAAUGAACUGAAAACGUGAAGCUUUUUUGUAAAGCUUUGUAUUAAAACCAGCUUUUAGGUUUGUAUAGAAAUUUAGAUAUAGGUAAUGGAGUUGUGGUAGUGUAUACAGUAGAUAGAGAGGUGGGCCUCUUUCUGCUGGUUGGGACGAGCCCCCACUGAGCCCUGUAAUGAAAUAACUCUGUGUGUGUCAGACGGCUGCUCACAAGUGUUAGGUCAGAGUGACUGUGUGUGUGUGUGUGCGUGUGCUGGGUGUGUGUGUGUGUGUGUGUGUGUGUGUGUGUGUGUGUGUGUGUGUGUGUGUGUGUGUGUGUUUGCGCGUGUCUCGUGUGUCAGUAUCUGAAUGUCAUGUCUAUAUUUGAGUGUGUUUGUGUGUUUUGUCAUAAACGCUUCAGGUUGAAGACCGGGAACAUGAGGCUGCUUCAACAGACGUUAAUAUUAAAAACAGGAAAACUGUGGAAUUAUACUUUCUUAUAGCUUUGUGAUACAUUUUGUAAUGUUUCACAUAUACUGUGCCAACUGCACAACAAAAAAAUAACCCAAUCUCUGUGACAAUAUAGUAUAUCCUGCCCUUUCAUGUCCUUUCAACCACACAGCAAUAUCGGUUUUAUUUUUUUAGAUAAUUUAUGUAUCAGAGAAUUAUGUACAAUAUCAUUUAUCUACCUUUUCAUGAAAUAUCCACUAUGAAUUUUGACGGGUCGAUGCCUGUGUAAUUGUAUAAGUGCUGCUUAAACAAGCAAUGAUUGCCAGA
Messenger RNA from Coregonus clupeaformis (lake whitefish), 3814 nucleotides. RefSeq names its product phospholipid phosphatase 3-like. Lineage: Eukaryota; Metazoa; Chordata; Actinopteri; Salmoniformes; Salmonidae. The coding region runs from base 1528 to 2505 and encodes 325 amino acids. The record is from RefSeq and is a predicted model, not a curated record. The transcript is spliced from 5 exons. Gene Ontology annotation, molecular function: phosphatidate phosphatase activity. Gene Ontology annotation, biological process: canonical Wnt signaling pathway; phospholipid dephosphorylation; phospholipid metabolic process.